CUACUACUACUACGAUUCAUAUUAUUAGUACAAUCAUCUUGGUUAUCAUCUUCAUACUCAUCUAUUACUAUUGUGACUAUCAUCGUCAUUAGGGUGGAGAGACUGACAAUUGCAACGCAUUGAUUGCCUCCCAUAUCCUCUCCCUUUCUACCUCUUAUCAACCACCUCAUAACUUCACCCUGCCCAUCAGACCCUUUUCUUGGGCUCCUUUUCUCUUUGUUCGGUCCCCUUAUAUAUACAGUCUUGCCAGUCGGAUCUGCAACGGUGUUCAUCCUUGUUAACAUCGCUUUUAACAAUGUCACGCGUGUCUUGAGAUUACCAAUUCAUGAUGACUACAGAUUCAGCACUCUCGUACCAUCCGACCGACUCCCUGAUCCUUCCGACCAAGCGACGCUUCUUCCCUUUUAGAAUUCCCAACUUUCAUCUCCAGCUACACCAUUACAUCAGCACCGCCGACCCCGAUAGGAUCUACGCCGUCGUCGACCGAGUCGUCUAUGCAAUCCACAUAUCGGCCCGAAAACGAGAGACAAUAGCCGUGAUUCCGUUCGAGCCAAGAUGUCUUGCCGCUGGAUACGGCUGGAUUGGUGUCGGGGGCUCCGAUAAUGGGGAGUGCGCUUUCAUCGAGAUCGCCGAUCGGGGAGUGCGCGUUCAGGAAGAAACGCCGGCGCCACAAGGUUCGGAUGUGGAUAGUACACUUCCGAUCGACCUUGAGUCGCCCCUAAGGGCAUCUUCCGGACCGGCCGAUCCAGAGAUGGCGUCGGCCCGUGACGCCGGUCGGAGGCCGUUGCCGGAUGUGCAGCUGCACAAGUUCGGCGGCAGCAUUGUUAAUUCGGUGACGGUGCAUCGUAUACCGGGCGACGACAAAGCGUUGGCAGACGAGGACUUUAUGGUCCUGAGCAAUAAUGACAAAACGGUCACCGUGUACUCGUUGACACGCUCCAAAGUUCUCAAGGUUCUGCACCAUCCCUAUUACAUGAACUAUGCGAUCAUGUCGCCCGAUUCGAAUAUGCUCGUCGCGGUUGGAGACGAGCCCCGUGCGUAUUUCUACGACGUUACCCGCGAUUUUGAAACUACUGUUCGGACAGACAACGGCCAAAAGCUUACUGGUUGGAAGUUCGACCUUCUGCGCAGUGUAGAGAUGGAUAUUGGCGGCACGCGCUUCGAUGACGGAUGUUGCUUUACGAUCGCAUUUUCCCAGUUCAGCCGACAUUGCGCUAUUGGGUCGCAGUCGGGCGUCAUCACUGUAUUUGAUGUUAAAACGCUGCGCGAUGUUGUCGGAGAGCCAGAGGGGAGGAACUCUGUGAUGUGCAACUUCAACUCGUCCCGGCUUUAUUGCAAUGGUGGUGCCGUGCGAUGCAUGGCAUUCGCUCCCGAGCCUUGGGAUCUUUUGGUCUGGCUCGAGGACAAGGGCCGAGCCGGCAUUGCCGAUGUUCGCCAGGCAUUUACGCGCAGGCAGGUCCUUCAGUUGGACUUCAACGACCCAGAGGUUGAAGAAGUCCGUACGGAACCGCUCUUAGAUGAUGCCAUAGGGCUGGGGCUCGAUCUCGAUGGUCGACCGAUUCUUGAGCCACGUACUGAAAUGGACGCAACAGAGCGGGCAGUUCUCGAUACUUUGGAGAGCUCACCGAAUGAACCAGGAGACGGGACGCCAGACCACCCGCUACUGCACGAUUCUUUGGUACAAGAUCUCACCGAACGAGAGAGGUUGAUUGUGGAAUUCUUGAAUACCGCACGCUGGUCAUCGAGGCUGGAAGAAGGGUUGACAGAGCGGCGGCUUGCUAGAAGCAAUGUCCACCCGCCUCCUGCGCCUCGGCCCCGAUUUCAACCUAGCACAGACAAUCCCGCCCGACCUUCUCGUCCUACAUCGCCUCCCCGUUCCGGGGACAGCCCUCGUGACCUAUCAGGCGCAGGUCCUUCUUCAGCCCGUCCAGGGGGCGGUGAUCGACGACCGGGCGGAAGAAACCAACACGCUGGAGCGCCACCGCGAAGUGAUGUCGAGUCCGAUAGCCAAACGCCGGAGACGACGGCCUCCCAGGCAGAUCCCCAGCCAAGUAUUACACUUAGCUGGACUGCUUCGCCCUCAGAACUGCAGGGUACCACGUUGGAGAUGCCACCGCGCGCCGCUGAUCCGUCCUCGCGUGAUACGAGCAGUUCCAGCAACGAAAGUAGCAACGGAAGUCGUCCCUCCGUGAACUUUGAUUAUUCAAAUACUACCCCCGAUCUUUUCACUCGCACGAGGGCCUUCUACCAGCGAGAUCGACAGGAUGCCACCCCUGAGCCUAGAUAUGAGUCGCCACGUUUGUCAAACUCGGAGCUCAGGACAAACGUGGCCGCGGAGCGUAUCCGGCGGCAGCGUCAGAUCAUCAACGAAGCGCAGAGUCGACAUCUCCAGCGCGAGCAACGGUACCGACAGCAGCUUAUGGGCUUUGACCAGUCCCGCGCUCCUCGGUGGACCCGGAGCGCCAUCAACGAAGUUUCUGGUAGAGGUCUGGGGGCUCUACACCGAGACCAAGAUUCCGGGAGCACCGCUGGGCUUGGGUGGGGCGCAGAUGGGAGAACCUUAUAUGUCGCAACCGUGGACGGUAUCUUUGAAUUCCAGGUCAAUAUCAUGGAUCGGAAAACGUUCCCUACCAUCACUUAUCGCUAAAGGGUACCCCAUGUGCUAGUACUGCAUGGUCUUUAGUCACUACCAAUUUGCAACUCGACUGAUCCCCUUACGACCUCAAUGCUUGCAGUUCUCGAAAUGAUAUACCGGCCCUUUCCCGAGUAUUCUUGGGU
Messenger RNA from Aspergillus campestris IBT 28561, 2778 nucleotides. RefSeq lists its product as uncharacterized. NCBI's taxonomy places the organism in Eukaryota, Fungi, Ascomycota, Eurotiomycetes, Eurotiales, Aspergillaceae. Gene Ontology annotation, molecular function: protein binding. Bases 326 to 2647 code for a protein of 773 amino acids. The record is from RefSeq and is a predicted model, not a curated record. The transcript is spliced from 5 exons.